This is a messenger RNA of Ornithorhynchus anatinus (platypus), 1250 nucleotides long. RefSeq names its product diablo IAP-binding mitochondrial protein (gene DIABLO). Bases 28 to 762 code for a protein of 244 amino acids. Gene Ontology annotation, cellular component: mitochondrion. Gene Ontology annotation, biological process: neuron apoptotic process; intrinsic apoptotic signaling pathway in response to oxidative stress. The record is from RefSeq and is a predicted model, not a curated record. The transcript has 6 exons. NCBI's taxonomy places the organism in Eukaryota, Metazoa, Chordata, Mammalia, Monotremata, Ornithorhynchidae.
GUGCGCGCUCCCGGUCCCCGCGGCUCAAUGGCGGCCGUGAGGAAGGGGCUCCUUCGGGCCGUCUGCGCCUUCUUGAGACGGCGAGGCCCAGUCGCCACUAACAUUAAGAGAUGCCAUUUCUCAGAAUUAGCGAGGCCGUGGCCCAGCGCCGUGACAGUGGGCUUUGGUUUGACUCUGUGUGCGGUUCCUAUUGCACAGAAAUUUGAACCCCAUUCUCUUAGUAAUGAAGCUCUGACGAGGAGGGCAGUUUCUUUGGUAACAGACAGCACGUCCAUCUUUCUCUCCCAAACCACGUAUGCACUGAUUGAAGCGAUUACAGAGUACACAAAGGCAGUGUACACGUUGGUGUCUCUGUACCGGAAGUACACGAGUCUCCUUGGGAAAAUGAGUUCACAGGAAGAAGAUGCUGUGUGGCAAGUAAUCAUAGGAGCAAGAGUUGAGGUGACCACAAGGCAGGAGGAAUUCUUAAAGCUGGAAAGCAGUUGGAUGACCGCGGUCAGUCUCUCAGAGAUGGCAGCGGAGGCUGCGUACCAGACAGGAGCGGAUCAGGCGUCUGUGACAGCUCGCAGUCACAUUCAGCUGGUGAAGACUCAGGUGCAGGAGGUGCGCCAGCUCUCCCAGAACGCAGAGACUAAGUUGGCCGAGGCACAGACAGAAGAACUACGCUCUCGGAGACCCGAGGAGACGCCAGAGGCACCACGCAGCCUCAGACCCUCCCCGCUCCUGGAGCAUGAACAGGAAGCUUAUAUGCGGGAAGAUUGAGGGGGCAUUGGCACCCUCCUGUGUGUUAACUCCAGGAAGCCAGCGUGGUUGAAAGCCAGCUGGAGCAAGCGGUGUUGGAAUUCACUUGCCCCGUUCCUUAAAGUAGGAAAAUGUGAGGGUAGCAGGUCCUGACACCGAAGAACACAGACUAUGCAAAUUAAGCCCCUCCUCAGAAGAGGUCAGGCUUGGGCCACUGAAGGCCAGGGCUAAGUCUUGAAUCAUUGAUUUACAUUUCACUUGUCAGUCCACAAACUCGCACACAGGCCCUUCAGCCCCGGUCAACAUUGAACAGACAUGGGGCAAGUUUGGGCCCUGUGCCUGACCGGUAGUGGAGAGGAGAGAGCUGGUGCUAGCCUCACUUUCCUGCCUCUUUCUGAGCUUUAUACUUGUGACUCACCUGGCAUUUUCUUUCAUUUCUAGGAAGUGGGCUUUAAACUUAUGAAAUGUACAGUGUGAGGUUUUAAAAAAUACAUGAUGAUAACCUCUUG